AUGUCCGUCUACUCCCGUCAUUGUGGGGAUAUGCCAGAAACCAACGUUGCACAAGCAUACCAAGCGCAGCUCCCGCGCAGCUGGAAUGCUUCGUGGAAUGCAAAACACUAUAUUGGAAUGAACUUCAUACCAACGCUACGCGAUACACAUGAUGAACGGGUGAGCUUCUACGGGUCGAUCUUGGCCGCUGUCAAGGUAUUGCCAAAGGAGAGCCUUCCGUUCACAAGUGUGCUGAGCCACUGGGGCACCAUUUUGAUAUUUCAAAAUCGUACCAAGAAAGUUGAAGAAAAAAUUAUUCUGACUGGGAUCAUUGGACUACUGGUUAGCGCCGGCCAGGCGAGAACAAUGUGCAUGCCGGCUAGACACGAGAAGUCAAAGAACAAUAACUCACAAGCGCUCAGAGAUAGUCUCGAUGUCGGCUCCUCAGCCACAAUCAGGUUGCCGUUCACAAUUCAAGAACGGCCAACCGACGACAUCCCGCCACUAGACAGUCCUACAUUUCCCUGGCAGGUUUUGGCUAUGCCACUCAAUACCCACAAUGUCUCGACUCAUGAUCUCAUUUCCUUGAACUUCCUUCGCGCAAGUUAUGGGUCAUCAACCCGAGACGGCCACUACCGGACAUGUCGCACAGGCUCGAGACCGGUCCACCUCUUCGGCUCGCUCGAGGGUCUUCGCGUGACUGGUCUUCUUGAAAGCACCGAGCUUGACCAGGAUAUCAUCUCGCCUUAUUUGAUUCCUGCAGGAUAUGAAGCUGAAUUCCUCCAACAACGCAUGAAAAUCCGAGGACACGGCAUUCUAGCUGAUAAUCUCGCGGCAAGUGUUUCCCUUGUCUCGUACUGGCUGCAGAAGUGUAUUUUAAACCAUCCAGAAUGUCGAUACGACCAACUACCAAACUCUGUGUCCAGCAAACCACGUCGGAUGAUCGACUUAAUCAACUACCGUCCCUCUCUUGAAGGUUCCCGUGUGAGGGUAGUUGAGAGCGAAUGGCUUGAUGAACCAUACUGUGCGCUUUCUUACAGAUGGCCGUCGGCCGUGGCUAGUCUGGCGAUUCUCACUCCCCAGAGCAAGGAAAUGCUCUACGCCGGGAUUCAUCCAAUCUUUUUGCAUUACAUCACCCGAGAUGCGUGUACACUAUGUCACAAGCUUGGUUUCCGCUAUCUUUGGGUUGACGCCUUGUGUAUCAUGCAGGGCGAUGGGGGAGACUGGCACGUGGAGGCUCAGAAAAUUUCGUCGAUCUAUCUGAACGCGACGUGUACCAUCGCAUCUAUCGAUGGUACGAGCCUCCAGACGGCCUCGGGGCUCGCGUUACGGCCGAAUCUCUACGACGAGAACAUGCUCCAAGCUCUAAUACCGACCUCUGACAUAUGUUCCCCGGAAGAAGUAUACAUGGCACUAGAGAAGUCCGGUAACUUCGCCUGGAGGCCGAAUGGAGAGCUGGACACAAGAUGCUGGACCUUUCAGGAAAAGAUGCUCUCCAGGAGGAUCAUUAGCAUCACCAAGGAUGGGGUAUUCUGGGACUGCCUCCAUCACUCAGCCUCUGGCUUCCGACCUACGGGUAUUCUCGGGGACUUCUCACCCAACUUCCGAGACACCGAUGAUCGGAAAUUCAAAACCGUGCUUCUGGGUCGGCCGUCAGCCACGGUGGGCACAUUAUCAGACGCUGAGCUCUACUGGUACUGGAGAAAGGCCGUACAGGACUAUACAACACGCAACAUAACAUGGGGCCGGGAUAGGUUCAUCGCACUUCAGGGGAUAAUUGCCAAGUUCAGGGUGGCACUCGACGACGAUUGCAUUCUGUGUAUAUGGAGACGCAAUGCGGCCCGCUGCCUCGCCUGGUUUGUGGACAGUAAGCCAGCCUCCAAGAAGCAAUCACGCACCCAGCACCACAGUAAUGGGACCGUAGUGAGUGCGCCUUCUUGGUCCUGGAUAUCUGUGAGCCAUCCUAUUCAGUACAGGCUAUACCAUCCCUUCGAUAUGGAGAUUGAAGAAAAGACCGAGCGCGUGUCGGAUCUGAUUUCUGUCCAGGAUUUGUCGAUGUGGAACCCAAACAAAUAUAGAUUCGACGUCUUCGCUGGGCAGCUUCGUCUCCGAGGCGCAGCCCUGAAGGGAUUGUUGCUUCGGAACCGGGUUUACAUCCAGAACCGCACAUCCUCAGCCCCAAAACUGUCUGAGCUCUCUGAGGAUGGAAAGACAAAACUCACCAGUGUAUAUUGGUCUGAGAUCCUGAAGCGCUACGGGUCAUCGAGGACGCUCGACAAAUACUUCUUCGACACCCAAUUUCUCGCCGACAACGUGGAGUUCCCUGAUCCGGACGCUCCCACCGGUGCGAGAUCAAAUUUUCUCGACAACGAGCUCAAAUACGAUGACCAGGGAGCAUCGUCUAAUGGACAAACCCCCUCUAGGAGACAAUCUGAACCGCCGCCGCUUGAGGUCACCUGUUUAUUGCUAUUAGAGGGCGGUUAUGUCAACAUGCUGUCCGCACGGUAUUUUCUUGUGCUGUCUCCCCUUGGACUCGGUCAACGCACCGACAUUGACAUAGAGGAAUAUUUUGAGAGCUUUGAUCAUCAGCCAGAUUCUCCCAAAAGCUUCAGACGCAUAGGCAUCUGCGCAUUCGAUCGCAUUCGAUCUACGGCUUGUGGGAAUGGCGCAGGUGUUCUUAGCGAGUCCCUGGUCAGGCGGUCAGCGUAUCAAGACAGCCCCUACCCUGGCCAGGCAGACGCCAAGGCCGAUGACAUCCUAUCAAUUGAACACUUGACAGAGUUAAGGAAUUGCACAACGUUCAGGCAUAAGCCACCGCACUGCGCCCUUGUCCCCUUUAUUUCGCGGCGGCAAGGAGGUAGUGGUCAUGGUGUGGGAUUGGGCAGCAUCAUGGCCAAACCGGAAGCCCAAAGUUUGUUCAGCAGCAACAGUGAACCCUCUGAACGGACGUACACAACAUCAACAGGGCCGCCGGAAAAACCGCAAUACGUUCAGGAAACCCCACACAAAGCUGCUUCUGAAUCCCAUGCAUACGAGAUAUUGGCUGGUGACGCGAGCAGCCCAGGUCCCAGACACUCGCAACCACGACGGCCACCUAGUCUCUGGAGCCAAUGGUGGGUGGAGAUUCUGAACUGUAUCCUCAUGAUAGGAACACUCUGUGCCAUCAUCGGUAUUCUCUACCCUAACCAGACCAAGCCAUUACCAGACUGGCCGUUCGACGUAUCGAUCAACACGGCCGUCUCCAUCUUGAGCACCGGCCUGAAGACUUGCGCCGUCCUGAUCCUGACUGAAGGCAUCAGCCACCUGAAAUGGAGAUGGUUCCAGAAGACCAGGCCUCUGCACGACCUCGUCGUGUUCGACAGUGCGAGCCGAGGGCCCUGGGGUUGCCUGCGGCUGCUGUUCCUCCCACGAGGGACUCAUUUUGUCGCGUCGCUUGGGGCAGGUCUGAUCCUCCUGACUUUGGCAGUAGAUCCGUUCACACAACAGCUAGUUCGUUACUACGACUGCAAACAAACGAGCACCAAGUCGAAUGCUACGCUCCCACGUUCGAUGAUGUACAGUGAGGCUGGGGCACACACCAGUGCGGGCAUCUGGCCGCCCGCGACGGCUGUCUUGGGCUAUAUCGACCAAGGCCUUUACAACCCUGCGGACAUCAGGACACCAUUCACAUGUGACAGUGGCAAUUGCACUUUCGACAAUUUGUUUUCGACACUCGGCUUCUGCUCUACUUGCGAGGACAUGAGCAGUCAACUCACAUUUCAGAAUGUGUCGAUUCCCAGUACUGUUUUCAACGGGACCAGCAAUUCCACGGUAUUCGCUACCUGGGUGAACACGACGCUUCCAUCUGGCUCAUAUGCUGCGACUGGCUCCUCGACCACCACCGAAUCAUGGCUCGCCUUGAAUCAGUCGGUAGACGGGUGGACCGAUAUCAUCCAAGCGUCAAAGGCAUUUCCUGGUGCGCCUGAAGACUGGUACUGGGACCAUUACUAUGCAACCACGAUGAGGCCAGUUACGAACCUGAACGACAGUGGCUGUACAACGGCAUACGAUAAUAAUACAUGGGCAUGCAGCGGUUUCGGAGGCGCAGGGGCGGCUCGCUGCAAGAUCAGCCCGUGUGUCAAGACCUACAGGGCGACCGUGGAACAGGGACAGCUGAGAGAGAGGUUGGUGAGGACCCAGAAGGAUAUGUUUGUCUCGACUUCGUCAAAUUAUCCGCACUGGCUGGCAGCGGAUCUGACAUGUGCUGGGCCUGAAGCAGUUUCCAGGCUGCGAAAAGAAGGGUUCCGCAUCAAUGAUGACGAUGUGGUUAUACCUUGGAAUGUGAUGGUCAACGCAAGUGAUGGAACAGCCUCGUUGUGGGCGGGCGAGAGCAGUUCCUACUACGGCAACGUCACAGUUCCUGGUCCCUUACUUAAUGGUACCGGUCUACCUUUAGACAUAAUUCCCGCAGAGUGUCUCUACGAUAUGGCUUAUCCCGCUGUGUCGUCAAUUACGGACUACCUCGAUGGUUAUCUCAAAGGCGCCAUCAACCCCGGGGUCAACGGGGCUUCCUCCGACGGACCGCCUCAACUGCGCGUCAUCUUCAACGAUACAUAUGCGAGCUUCUCCAGCAUCAAUGACACCUUUACCAGCGUGGCGGAGGGUAUCACACUGCGGAUCCGGCAGUACGUGGAGCCGUUGGCUCUGCCUGUCGCGCGGCCAGUGGUAGGGGUGGUGUUUGAGGAGAAGACGUGCGUGGACGUGAGGUGGCCGUUUUUGGCUUUCCCAGCUGCCGUGGUGACCUUGACUACUGCUUUCCUCAUUGUUGUCAUUGCUUUUGGGCAAUUAACGACGGACGCGUCUGCGCAAGCACGCCUUGACGGAGAGUCUGACAUUAGAAGUAAUUUGAAGGAGAUGGAGACUAUUUCGAAGAGGAAGACGGUGAACCUGAGUCAGUAA
Diaporthe amygdali is the source of this 4917-nucleotide messenger RNA. RefSeq lists its product as uncharacterized. Lineage: Eukaryota; Fungi; Ascomycota; Sordariomycetes; Diaporthales; Diaporthaceae. The record is from RefSeq and is a predicted model, not a curated record. Bases 1 to 4917 code for a protein of 1638 amino acids. The transcript has 14 exons.